AUGACACUGUACUUCCUACCAAAGCUGAAAAACCACAGCUGUGUUACUACUUGGCCCUUUCCUACACACUUUACAACUUGGCUGAAUGAAAAUAGUGAUAAUUUUUGUUUAAACAACGCAAAUAACAUCUCUGAUGUUACGAUUGAAAUUGAAAAUGGAAUGCGCGAAAUCUCAAGCAAGACAUGUUUGAGGUUUGUGAAGAGAACAGUAGAAGAAAAUUACAUUAAUUUUGUAAAAAGCAAAGGAUGUUGGUCCUACACGGGAAUGCAGUCAGGAGGCCAAGAAAUUUCCGUUGGUAAUGGAUGUGAAGCAAAAGAAGUUAUCGUACAUGAGAUCUUACAUGCCUUGGGGUUUUACCACGAACAAUCGCGAGCCGACAGGGAUGAUUUCGUCCAGAUAUUUUGGAAGAACAUUAAGCCACAACGUGUAAAAAGUUUUAAAAAACGUGAUCCAUCGGAAUCUGCAGAUUUAAAUCUGCCGUAUGACUUAAAGAGUGUCAUGCACUAUGGUAACCACGCCUUCGGUAUCAAGAAAGCCCAAACGAUAAUGUCCAAAAAAUAUCCUAAGCUGAAGCUUGGUAACGAUAAAGGAUUGUCCCCAGGGGACGUGGACGAGCUCAAAAGAUUAUAUCGUUGUGAAUCUUUGCCUAUUGGUGGGUACGGUGAAUGGAAUGAAUGGUUGCCAUGUGGUGCAAAUGUCAGGUUAAAAUAUCGUAUAUGUUACGGCCAAACUCUCAGUGUUUGUCGCGGGCACGGAUUACAAAAUGGUGUGCAAGCUGUUAGAGAAACCUGCACUGCAGAACCGCUGCAAGCUUUUAUGGAAGGCUGCUUUAACCACAGAAUGGACAUUUUCAAUCAACUUCCACUUCAGCACAAACCGACUGCACUUGCUUGUACUGGGUUGAAUGAAGAAAAUAAAGAUGUGAUUGACUGGGAUAAUAAAAUGUCAGAAGCCUUCCUUAUCUGUUCUCACUUCGCUCAAAUGAAUGGAUUCAAGAAAUUUGGUAUAGGUAACUAUUGCCAGUGUCAUUAUGGUAAUGAUGACAUUGAUUUAACACAAAAUGGAAAAUCACGUUAUUGCACAGAUGGUUAUGGAUUUAAAGACGCUAUAUAUUUGUACAUAAUAGGAAAUGCAUCAAAAUCUUAAAUUAGCUUUUAAAAAAGACAUUUUAACCGACACUGACGCUAAUAAUAAUGUCGAGAA
This is a messenger RNA of Hydractinia symbiolongicarpus, 1203 nucleotides long. Its product is annotated as zinc metalloproteinase nas-30-like. Gene Ontology annotation, biological process: proteolysis. NCBI's taxonomy places the organism in Eukaryota, Metazoa, Cnidaria, Hydrozoa, Anthoathecata, Hydractiniidae. The coding region runs from base 1 to 1146 and encodes 381 amino acids. The record is from RefSeq and is a predicted model, not a curated record. The transcript has 7 exons. Gene Ontology annotation, molecular function: metalloendopeptidase activity; zinc ion binding.